CAGAUACCCCCCAAACACCCCCUAAAUGUUCCCAAAUCCCACCAAAUCCCUUUGAGAGACCCUUAGACCACCUUUCCUCAGCCCUCCGGGUACCCCAAUUUUACCAGACACCCCAAAAAUCCUCUCCCAGACCUCCGGAAUCAACCCCUCGGAUACCUCUCACCAUGUCGGAGUCGGAGGAGAACGGAGAGGGCCCCCCCAAAGAUCUCCCCGCCUUGGCCGAAGCCAUGGGCCAACCCUUGGGUUGGUCGGCAAGCGAAAACAACUGGGGGGGUCCCUUGGGAGGUGGAACCCCCCCGGGACAGCGGCAGCGGCGACCCCCCCACCCCAAACACAAGGGACAGGGAUCCGGGGGGGUCCACCGCUCCCCCCGCGCCCUCUUCUGCCUUCGCCUCAACAAUCCCAUCCGCCGCGCCGCCAUCAGCAUCGUCGAGUGGAAGCCCUUCGACAUCCUCAUCCUCGCCACCAUCUUCGCCAACUGUGUGGCAUUGGGAGUUUACAUCCCAUUCCCGGAGGAUGAUUCCAACGCUUCCAACCACAACCUGGAACAAGUGGAAUACGUCUUCCUCAUCAUCUUCACGGUGGAGACCUUCUUGAAGAUCAUCGCCUACGGGCUGGUCCUUCACCCCAGCGCCUACAUCCGCAACGGAUGGAACCUCCUCGACUUCGUUAUCGUUAUCGUAGGGCUUUUCAGCGUCAUCUUGGAGCAGGUGUCCCACAAACCCGGCGAAGCUCAUCACAUGAGCGGCAAACCGGGAGGUUUCGACGUCAAAGCCCUUCGCGCUUUCCGCGUUCUUCGGCCUCUUCGUCUCGUUUCCGGCGUUCCCAGUCUUCACAUCGUCCUCAACUCCAUCAUGAAGGCGAUGGUGCCGCUGUUGCACAUCGCUCUCCUCGUCCUCUUCGUCAUCAUCAUCUACGCCAUCAUCGGCCUCGAGCUCUUCAUCGGGCGCAUGCACAAAACCUGCUUCUUCAUCGGAUCCGACCUGGAAUCGGAAGACGACCCCUCUCCAUGUGCCUUUUCCGGCCACGGCCGCGCGUGCCUCCAAAACAACACGGAAUGCCGCGGGCGUUGGGAAGGCCCCAACGGAGGCAUCACCAACUUCGACAACUUUUUCUUCGCCAUGCUCACCGUUUUCCAGUGUAUCACCAUGGAAGGAUGGACCGACGUCCUCUACUGGAUGCAGGACGCGAUGGGCCAUGAGCUGCCGUGGAUUUACUUCGUCAGCCUCGUUAUCUUCGGCUCCUUCUUCGUCCUCAACCUCGUGCUGGGGGUCCUCAGCGGGGAGUUUUCCAAGGAGCGCGAGAAGGCCAAAGCGCGCGGAGACUUCCAGAAGCUGCGGGAGAAGCAGCAGUUGGAGGAGGACCUUCGGGGCUACAUGGAGUGGAUCACACACGCAGAGGACCUCGAGGACCACCACGACGCGCACCGCAUGACGGCCGAAGAGCUGAUGGGCAAACGCAAACCGCGCCUCAAAUGGCUUCGCCACACGAGUCACUCCACCGACACUCACGCCAGCCUUCCCGGCAGCGAAACCACCUCGGUCAACACGGAGACGGUCGGAGACGACGAAACGCAGCCCACGGCCUGCGAGCGAUGCCUCGGCAAAAUCACUAAGACCAAAUUCUGCCGUCGCCUUCGCCGCCUGAACCGCCUUUGGCGUCGGCGUUGUCGCGGAGCGGUGAAAUCCGUCUCCUUCUAUUGGACGGUUCUCCUCUUGGUCUUCCUCAACACUUUAACCAUCGCUUCGGAACAUCACGGACAACCGUUGUGGUUGACCCAAACUCAAGCUUACGCCAACAAGGCCUUAUUGUCCCUCUUUGGCGCUGAGAUGGUGUUGAAGUUGUACGCGUUGGGCCCCACCAUCUACUUCACGAGUUUCUUCAACCGCUUCGACUGCUUCGUGGUCUGCGGUGGAGUUUUGGAGACGGCGUUGGUGGAAAGAGGAGCGAUGGAACCUUUGGGGAUCUCCGUCCUACGAUGCGUUCGACUGCUGAGGGUCUUCAAAGUUACCAGGCAUUGGUCGUCGCUGAGUAACCUCGUGGGCUCUUUGUUGAACUCCAUGAAGUCCAUCGCGUCCCUUCUGCUCCUCCUCUUCCUCUUCAUCAUCAUCUUCGCCCUCCUGGGAAUGCAGCUCUUCGGGGGACGCUUCAGCUUCGAUGAGACCCAAACCAAGAGGAGCACCUUCGAUACCUUCCCUCAAGCGCUCCUCACCGUCUUCCAGAUCCUGACGGGCGAAGACUGGAACGCGGUGAUGUACGAUGGGAUUAUGGCCUACGGGGGUCCCGUUUUCCCGGGAAUGCUCGUUUGCGUCUACUUCGUUAUCCUCUUCAUCUGCGGGAACUACAUUCUCCUCAACGUCUUCUUGGCCAUCGCGGUGGACAAUUUGGCCGACGGCGACAGCAUCGGCGGAGGGGGCGGCAAAACAGAGAAGUCCGAAGAGACAGAAUCCGAACCCGGAAACAGCGAUGUGAGAGUGAAGGUUGAGGGGGAGCAGCCGGAGGAGGAAGAAGAGGAGGAAGAGGAAGAGGAAGAGGAGGAAGAAGAGGAGGAAGGUGCCGAGGAGGGGGGGUCGCGGGGGGGGUCUCGUUCGGAGCCCCCCGAGGAACCGCCCCCCAAAGCCAAAGUGGCCCCAAUCCCCGAGGGCAGCGCCUUCUUCCUCCUCAGCAGCACCAACCCGCUGCGGGUGCGCUGCCACGCCCUCAUCCACCACCACGUUUUCACCAACCUCAUCCUCGUCUUCAUCAUCCUGAGCAGCGUCUCCCUCGCCGCCGAAGACCCCGUCCGCGCCCACUCGCCCCGGAACCACAUUUUGGGUUACUUCGACUACGCCUUCACCUCCAUCUUCACUGUGGAGAUUCUGCUCAAGAUGACGGCGUUUGGAGCGUUCCUGCACAGAGGCUCUUUCUGUCGCAAUUGGUUCAAUCUCCUCGACCUCCUCGUGGUCGGAGUGUCCCUCAUCUCCUUCGGCAUCCACUCCAGCGCCAUUUCCGUGGUGAAGAUCCUGCGAGUGCUGCGAGUGCUGCGCCCCCUGCGGGCCAUCAACCGCGCCAAAGGCCUCAAGCACGUGGUGCAGUGCGUGUUCGUGGCCAUCCGCACUAUCGGCAAUAUCAUGAUCGUCACCACGCUGCUCCAGUUCAUGUUCGCCUGCAUCGGGGUGCAGCUCUUCAAGGGCAAAUUCUACAGCUGCACCGAUGAGGCCAAACACACCCCCGAGGAGUGCAAGGGGACCUUUCUGGUGUAUAAGGACGGGGACGUCUCCCACCCUUCGGUUCGGGAACGUUUGUGGCACAACAGCGACUUCAACUUCGAUAACGUCCUGGCGGGAAUGAUGGCGCUCUUCACCGUCUCCACCUUCGAGGGGUGGCCCGCGUUGCUCUACAAGGCCAUCGACGCCAACGCUGAGGACGAGGGCCCCAUUUACAACUACCGAGUGGAGAUCUCCAUCUUCUUCAUCGUUUACAUCAUCGUCAUCGCCUUCUUCAUGAUGAACAUCUUCGUCGGCUUCGUGAUCAUCACCUUCCGCGCUCAGGGCGAGAGCGAAUACCGCAACUGCGAGCUCGACAAGAACCAGCGCCAGUGUGUGGAAUACGCUCUGAAGGCGCAGCCGCUGCGUCGCUAUAUCCCCAAGAACCGAACGCAACACCGCGUGUGGGCGAUGGUCAACUCCACCGCCUUCGAGUACAUCAUGUUCGUCCUCAUCCUCCUCAACACCAUCGCUCUCGCCGUGCAGCACUACGAGCAGUCGAAGCCGUUCAACUACGUGAUGGAUCUGCUGAACAUGGUGUUCACGGGGCUCUUCACCGUCGAGAUGCUGCUCAAGAUCGUCGCCUUCAAACCCCGGCACUACUUCUGUGACGCGUGGAACACCUUUGACGCCCUCAUCGUGGUGGGCAGCGUCGUCGACAUCGCCGUCACCGAGGUCAACAACGGCGGCCAUGUUGGUGAGAGCUCCGAGGACUCUUCCCGCAUCUCCAUCACCUUCUUCCGCCUUUUCCGGGUCAUGCGCCUGGUCAAGCUCCUCUCCAAGGGGGAGGGCAUCCGCACCCUCCUCUGGACCUUCGUCAAAUCCUUCCAGGCUCUGCCCUAUGUGGCGCUGCUCAUCGCUAUGAUCUUCUUCAUCUACGCUGUCAUUGGGAUGCAGACGUUCGGGAAGGUGGCGCUCCAGGAUGGCACUCAGAUCAACCGCAACAACAACUUCCAAACCUUCCCUCAGGCCGUGCUGCUGCUCUUCCGGUGCGCCACGGGCGAGGCCUGGCAGGAGAUCAUGCUGGCGAGUCUUCCCGGGAAGCGCUGCGAUCCGGAGGCGGAUGCGGAACCGGGAGAGGAAUUCACCUGCGGCAGCAAUUUCGCCAUCGUUUACUUCAUCAGUUUCUUCAUGCUCUGCGCCUUCCUGAUCAUUAAUCUGUUUGUGGCGGUGAUCAUGGAUAACUUUGAUUAUCUGACGCGGGAUUGGUCCAUCCUCGGCCCCCACCACCUGGAUGAGUUCAAGCGCGUCUGGUCCGAGUACGACCCCGGAGCCAGGGGUCGCAUCAAACACCUCGACGUGGUGACGCUCCUCCGGAGGAUCCAACCGCCCCUCGGAUUCGGGAAGCUCUGCCCGCACCGCGUCGCCUGCAAGCGUUUGGUGGCCAUGAAUAUGCCGCUCAAUUCCGACGGGACCGUCACCUUCAACGCCACUCUCUUCGCUCUCGUCCGCACGUCCCUCAAGAUCAAGACGGAAGGAAACCUGGACGUGGCCAACAAGGAGCUCCGGGCCGUUGUGAAGAAGAUCUGGAAGCGAACGAAGCCCAAACUGCUCGACGAGGUCAUCCCUCCGCCCGAGGAGGAGGAGGUGACGGUGGGGAAAUUCUACGCCACUUUUUUGAUCCAAGAUUAUUUCCGCAAAUUCCGCCGGCGUAAGGAACGAGGGAUGUUGGGGCCAAACGCCGGGCCAAGCAACGAGAACGCCCUCCAAGCGGGGCUGCAGACGCUGCAGGCGUUGGGCCCCGAGAUGCGUCGGGCGCUGAGCUGCGACCUCGAAGGCGCCGACGAGGGGACGGCGGAAGAACGGCAGCACCAGGAGGUCACCUACGAGCCCCCACAGCCCCUGUACGGCUCCGCUCCGAUUGACCCCCCCGAAAGCCACCCGGGACCCCCCGAGAGCGGAGAGGCACACAGGCGCAGCGCCGAGGGGGGGUCCCCGCCGGUUCCUGCCCCCCCCGAGGAAACGGAGGAACCCAACGGAGCCGUCGGCCACGAAGAGGAGAGCGACAUCCCAGCGCCCCAACGCUACUGGGACCAGCCGCCGGGACCCCCCCGUUGGGGGGCAGAGGUGCCGCGGGGGGGGUCUCUGCCGUUACCCCCCCGACAUUUCGCCCGAGAGGGACAACAGCUGAAACGGCGCCGUUUGCUGCCCCCAACGCCCGCCGGCCGGAAGCCGUCGUUCACCAUCCAAUGUCUGCGGCGCCAGAGCAGCUGCGAGGACGAACCCAUCCCGGGCACCUACACCCCAUCGGGUCCCCCCGGUCCCGCGCGGCCCCAGGGCUACGGCAGCUCCGAGACGUGGCGUUUGGGGGGCUCAUCGCAAGCCUGGGCCACGGCCCCCACGCGCGGCCACGUCCUCUACGCCCCUCUUAUCUUGGUAGAAGGCGGAACGCGACCCACGGGGGGGUCAGGGAGUCUCCCCCCAUUCUCCCGUUGGGUUUUAGGGGGGGAAAGAGGAGCCCCAACAUCUCUCCGCCUGCGGGCGUGCGGCCCAAGGGAUGCGUUGGCCCGCGGCUCGGCCGACAGCCUCGUGGAAGCCGUUCUCAUCUCGGAGGGUUUGGGGUUGUUUGCCCGCGACCCAAAGUUCGUGGCGGUGGCCAAGCGGGAAAUCGCCGACGCUUGCGAUAUGACGAUGGAUGAGAUGGAAAGCGCCGCUACGGAUCUCCUCACCCGACGUCGCCCCACGCCGCCCGCGGUACCGGUACACAGUGCCGCCGCCGCCACCGCCGCCGUCUACAGCGACGAAGAGCCGUUGCGGCCGCCGGCUGAGGAUGAACUGGCUGACGAGAUGGCGUGUGUCGGGGGGAUUUAGGACCCAGCGUCGCCCUAAUUGAAGGGGGGGCACUAGGACCCAGCAUGGCUCCAUUGGGGUGGGGGCACUAGGACCCAGUGCUGCCCCAUUGGGUGGGGGGACACUAGGACCCAACAUGACCCCAUUGAGGUGGGGGGCACUAGGACCCAGCAUUGGCCAAUUGAGGGA
This is a messenger RNA of Cuculus canorus (common cuckoo), 6224 nucleotides long. It is a transcript of the gene CACNA1F, whose product is annotated as calcium voltage-gated channel subunit alpha1 F. Gene Ontology annotation, molecular function: high voltage-gated calcium channel activity. NCBI's taxonomy places the organism in Eukaryota, Metazoa, Chordata, Aves, Cuculiformes, Cuculidae. The record is from RefSeq and is a predicted model, not a curated record. The coding region runs from base 165 to 6056 and encodes 1963 amino acids. Gene Ontology annotation, cellular component: voltage-gated calcium channel complex; membrane. Gene Ontology annotation, biological process: calcium ion import across plasma membrane. The transcript is spliced from 48 exons.